Molecule: messenger RNA, 678 nt
Organism: Capsicum annuum
Lineage: Eukaryota; Viridiplantae; Streptophyta; Magnoliopsida; Solanales; Solanaceae
Product: secreted RxLR effector protein 161-like
Exons: 1
Coding region: 1-678 (225 amino acids)
Source: RefSeq, a predicted model, not a curated record
AUGGAUAAAUCACUGGUUGUGAGAUCGCUUGAUAUAAACAAAGAUUUAUUUCGACCUCAAGAAAAUGAUGAAAAACUUCUUGGUGAUGAAACUCCAUAUCUUAGUGCAAUCGGGGCACUAAUGUAUUUUGCCAAUAAUAUUCGACCAGAUAUUUAUUUUGCGAUAAGUUUAUUGGCAAGAUUCAGCUCUUCCCUAACUAAAAGAUAUUGGAACGGUGUCAAGCAUAUACUCAGAUAUCUUUCAGGAACCAUUGACUUGGAAUUAUUUUAUUCAAAUGAAUCCAAGUUAGAAAUGAUUGGUUAUGAGGAUGCAGAGUACUUGUCUAAUCCACAUAAGGCUCGAUCUCAGAUGGGUUAUUUAUUUAUGUAUGAUGGAGCAACUAUAUCAUGGCAUUCAAUGAAGAAAACAUUAGCUGCAACUUCUUCAAAUCAUGCAGAGAUCAUUGUUAUUCAUGAAAUGAGCCGGGAGCGUGUUUGGUUGAGAUCAAUGACUCAACAUAUUCAGAAAAUGUGCGAAUUUCCUUUGAAUAAGGAUAUUCCAACUAUAUUGUAUGAAGAUAAUGUUGCAUGUAUAACUCAGUUGAAGGGAGGUUACAUUAAAGAAGACAGAACAAAACACAUUUCACCAAAAUUCUUUUUCACUCAUGACCUUGAGAAGAAAGGUGAAAUAGAUGUUUAA